Molecule: messenger RNA, 1419 nt
Organism: Didymosphaeria variabile
Lineage: Eukaryota; Fungi; Ascomycota; Dothideomycetes; Pleosporales; Didymosphaeriaceae
Exons: 5
Coding region: 1-1419 (472 amino acids)
Source: RefSeq, a predicted model, not a curated record
AUGUGUUCGACUAUAUCCGAGAAGGACUUGAUACCGCUCUCCAGCUCGCAGACCGCGAGCCACGAGCGUAUCCAGUCUCUCUCUGCGGGGUCCGAAAUCUUGCAGGCGUCGCCGGAGAAGCUCGCUGAUUGUAUGCCUUCGGACCGAGACGAUGCUGAUGGCCUGAGCGAUUUGACUGCUUCUGCGCCGAUCACUGUUACGGCCGCCCCCGAGAACGUUCACAGCGUUUGCGACCACCCUGUUCCCGAUGAUGAACUUGCCGCCUCAAAGACUGCAAAUCAUAAGCGCAUCCGAUCCUUGUCCAUGGAGGGAGAGAUGUUGCAGCCGCCGUCGAAGAAGCUAGAGAGCAGCUCGUCAACGGUCUCUGAGCGUUUGGACAAAGAUGAGAUUGGAGGCACGAAUGACAUGAGUGGACCUUCAUCUGUCACUGCUACGCCUGAGGAGAAUAGUGGAGGUAGUGUUCUCGGCCGUUCUGCUGCCGACAACGACCUUGCCACCAAUGAUGCAGUAAAUGGUGUAGAUGCUGGAGAAGAUGUUCGAGGCAUUCAUGAGGUCUCCGAAAACUUCGCUCAAUCCAACACGGCCGAUGCAGGACCUACGAUGGCCAAGAAACCCUGGCAGCGACCGAAAUUGGACUGGUACAACCGUACGAACGUCUUCGCAGACACGACACUCAAAAACAAGAUUGGUGGCCUAGGUAUGGUUCAGUUUCUUGCUUGGGAAGGCGUCGACGUCGAGACGGAGUUCGCGGAAAUGGGCAAGAAGUACAAAGAUGCUAAGGGCAGCACAAUUGCUCGGAACGAAGCCAUGAAGAACAAGGCCCAGGAGGUGCACCAGGCUUACAUCGACGCGCGCACUGCUGGCACACGCCAGGUGCCGCUGGGAUGGGUAAACCGCGACUUCCUGCCUGGGUACGAGCCUUCCUUGCCCGGAUCCGUGCAAGCACACGCACUGCCGCCUGCUUCUCCAGGCAAUGGCGCCGCUACAACCGGCGUCAAGAAAGCCUCCCACAGCCGAAAGCGUCAAGCUGCCACGGUCGCAAACAAAGACAAUGGUGUGGUGUUGCAAACCCGCAAGGACCUCCAAGCUAUCCAUCGUCAGGCGGCGGAGCAGCUCGUCGAGACGUAUGAGCGACGCUUACAGGGCAUCAUCGUCAGCGUCCCCGAACCCGCUGAACCGGUCAUCUCCACCGCGGUAGAUCGCCUUGUCUACAAUAUCCUCGACCGCCAGAUGCACCUCCGCCUUAUUCGCGUGGUCCACGAGCAUCGCACCACCGUGGAGGACGACCACGCGGAUAUCAUGAACGAGAUUCAAGACUAUCGUGCGGCGCUAGCUACUGAGCUGCAGCGCACCGUCAAGUGGGAGACAGGCCAGGAUCCCAUGCUCCUAGUCGCGCAAGAGUUUCCAGUCGACUUCUAG